UUGUGUAAAAUGUAAUUAAAGUAAAGCUGGAAUUUGGUGUAAUAGUGCGUCGCACGAAAAAAAGUUAGCUAAGCCGAAUAAAAAAUAAAAAAUAAUGGAAGCUUUACAGAAAAUCUUGUAUUACUUUGCACGCUAUGACAUGUGAGCUCUGCGGUGAAAGAAAACCACCAAAGAAGGACUCUAAAUCCUCUGCCAAACAACCGCAGAAAACACAAAAGAAAAAAGAAGGUAGCAGCGGCGGCAAGGCUAAGAAAAAGAAGUGGUCCAAAGGCAAAGUGCGUGACAAAUUGAACAAUCAAGUUCUUUUCGACAAGGUCACUUACGAGAAAUUGAUAAGGGAGGUGCCAAUAUAUAAAUUAAUAACGCCUUCAGUGGUAUCAGAACGUUUGAAAAUCCGUGGUUCUUUGGCUAAGCGUGCUUUGAUCGAGUUGCGCGAAAAAGGUUUAAUUAGGCAAGUUGUUCAACAUGCUUCUCAAGUAAUUUAUACACGUGUAACCAAGGGUGAUGAUGCGUAGUUAAAUUACAUUUAUGCGAGACAUUUUUAUGUAAAAAUAGUUUUGUAUAUUAAAUGGUUUGUCUGAGUUAGGAAGACAAAAGAGACUUGUUUUCCUUAAACGUA
Molecule: messenger RNA, 619 nt
Organism: Glossina fuscipes
Lineage: Eukaryota; Metazoa; Arthropoda; Insecta; Diptera; Glossinidae
Gene: RpS25
Product: 40S ribosomal protein S25
Exons: 3
Coding region: 135-515 (126 amino acids)
Cellular component (GO): cytosolic small ribosomal subunit
Molecular function (GO): structural constituent of ribosome
Source: RefSeq, a predicted model, not a curated record